This is a messenger RNA of Anguilla rostrata (American eel), 2175 nucleotides long. RefSeq names its product leucine rich repeat protein 1 (gene lrr1). The record is from RefSeq and is a predicted model, not a curated record. Lineage: Eukaryota; Metazoa; Chordata; Actinopteri; Anguilliformes; Anguillidae. Gene Ontology annotation, biological process: signal transduction. The transcript is spliced from 5 exons. The coding region runs from base 207 to 1472 and encodes 421 amino acids. Gene Ontology annotation, molecular function: protein binding.
AAAAAAGAAGUUAUUCGCGCGCGUAGAAUGCAUCGAUGAAUCUUGUAACAUAAUAGAACUUAGUUUGCCUAGCUUUUCGAUACACGUGUUUUGUUUUUGUUCUUAACAUUUUUUUAAGGAUACUAUUUCUUCGUAGGAACUUACAGCAUUUAAUUUUACCCCUUUCGAUUGUCAUUACAGAAGUCCGACAUCGAUGAAUCCACAUAAUGAAGCUUCAGUGCGAUGUUGAAGUGGUAAAUCGGAUGCUGCCCACCUAUGGGAUGAAAAGCCGAGGGAAAGGAGCAAGGGCUGUGUUGUCGAUCGGGAGACAUUUGGACAAGGUUACCCAGCGUACAAAUAUUUAUCUGUUGAUAUGCACAGCAAAGGACAAGGCGGGUUCUAAAUAUAAGUUGAAGGAGAAUAUUGAAAAGUUUUUCACUUGGUUUGUGGAGGAAGGCAAGGCCACUGUGAGACUGAAGGAACCAGCUGUGGAUGUCUGCUUGAGUAAGGCUGAUGCUAACAGCCUGAAGAACUUCCUCUCAGCUGCCAGGCUGGCCCACAGAGGAAGCGAAAAUGACACGCUUCCAUUGUCUACCCUCACACCUGUCCGGGCCCGGGAUGUGGAGAAGCCCAAGAAGAAGCUGACCAUCGUGUCCAAGAAGGACUAUCCCCACACCUCCAACUUCCCCUACUCUCUGGAGCAGCUGCAGGUGUCCUACUGCAAGCUGUCCCGAGUGGACAUGCGCAUGCUCUCCCUCAAGUGUCUGCGCAGGCUGGACCUCAGCAACAACCACAUCAAGAAACUGCCGGCCACCAUUGGGGACCUGGGCUGCCUGGCUGAGCUAGUCCUCCACAACAACCACCUGGAGGCCUUCAGCGAGGCCCUGUGUCUGUCCAGCCUGCGGCGCACCCUCCAGCUCCUGGACCUGAGUCACAACUGUCUCCAGGGCCUCCCGGCCCAGUUCUGCCAGCUGCGGGAGCUGGUCAACCUCAAGCUGGACCACAACCGGCUCCUGCGGCUGCCCUUCCAUAUCGGCCAGCUCUCCAAGCUGCGCUUCCUCUCGGCCGCCCACAACAAGCUGCCCUUCCUGCCCGGCAACUUCCGCCAGCUAUCUCUGGAGAACUUGGACCUCUUUGGCAACCCCUUCGCCCAGCCAAACCCUCUGGACCACACCAUCCAGCUCACAUUCCCCCUCACACUCCAGGAGAUGGCCUCUCGUGCUGUGAUCAACCUCAGAAUCCCCUACGGGCCGCGUGUCCUGCCUGCCCACCUGUGCCGGGAGCUGGAGCUGGCCAAGGCCUGCGACUGCGGCCGGGCCUGCCUUGGCUCCUACAUCCAGACGGCGGUCAACGUGAACCUGCACUCGGUCUCCCACACGGUGGUGCUGGUGGACGACAUGGGGGGCACGGAGGCCCCCGUUCAGCGUCAUUUCUGCUCCCUCACCUGUUACUCUGAGUUCCUGGACUGCUGCCUGCAGCGCAGUCUGAGAUGAUAUCGCCGGGGCCGGGGACCGCCUGCCGGCGUCGCGCGCGUACGGCACCGGGCAUCAGAGGCAGCAAGCCAGUUUAAGGCAUCACGAUGGACCGCAUCGAGUACCUGCGCACUGUCGGGUGCCAUCACCCCUCACCGAUUUGGCAGCUGCUGAGGCAUGCAUGCUCAUUCCAGAAGUGCAUUAGCCGUUAAUCGGACAAGCAUCAAGAGGCUUUUGAUGUAGCUGCUGGAGCAAAACAGAGAGCGCUCGCUGGACAGUUAGCCCAGUUCACUAUGUGAACUCUUAACAGGGAGUGAAAACAGUGCACUGCUUUUACACUCGUUGAUGGAAGAGUUUGAAUGGCAGCUUUGGAAAUAGGUCAAGGGAAAUUAAACAACACUUUCAUGCAGUAUUUGUUUAUUCUUUCCCAUGAACAAUGUCUUUCACUGUUUAUGCAACCAUGUUCAAUUUCCGAUAUUGAGCAGUACCAAUGAAUUCGCUGAAUGUCUUGAAUGUGUCUAAAUGGUCUUUCCUAAGUGUUCUGCAUGCAGUGGUGUAAGCAUUAAACUGGGAAGCAUUCUGUGGUUCUCCAGAAUUGCUUACAACUUCAGAUCAGUUGAAAGCAGUGUUCUUUUGUGCAUUACUGGGGUUUCUUGCAAGUCACUCUUGUGUUUUACCAUUGUAUUAAUUUAUGUUUGUCAGAUAUUAAAUUAAAAUGUCAUUA